ACCAUGCCCAUGGAACGAAGUAACUAACCCAGUCCCUUGACUUGGCUUUCUGGUUCGAUUCGAUGCGAUUCUCGGAGAUGAAGAAGGGCUUGAUGCAUAGCUAUGGCGUUGCUGUGAUUGUGUUGGCUUUGAGUUUGUGUUUGGGUUCAUCAUCGGAGCAAUUAAGUUCACGAGAAUGCGAGAAUCUCGGUUUCACCGGACUCGCCUUGUGCUCCGACUGCAACACUCUCUCCGAGUACGUCAAGGACAAAGAGUUGGUAUCGGAUUGUUUCAAGUGUUGCACCGAAGACUCCAACGAUGCCACUACCAAGGUUACUUACUCUGGAGCUGUGUUGGAAGUCUGCAUGAGGAAACUUGUUUUCUAUCCUGAAGUUGUAAGCUUUAUUGAAGAUGAAAAAGAUCAAUUUCCAUCAGUUAAAGUUCAAUAUGUUUUUAACUCUCCACCAAAGCUAAUUAUGCUGGAUGAUGCGGGUCAGCAAAAAGAAACAAUCAGGAUUGAUAAUUGGAAACGUGAGCAUAUACUGCAGUUCCUCCGAGAGAAGGUGAAGCCUCUGGCUUCUGAUUGAGAGAAUCUUUGACCCAUUCUCUAGCAAGAUCUGGACUGUUCCCAUUUAACAGAAAAAGAGUGGGAGUAUAUACAGUGUGACUUAGACAAGUGAAUUAAACUUGCCCUGGGUUACAAGUGACCUGAAUAACAUCAAAAUCAUCAUGAUUUGGUCAGUUAAGAUAAUUCUGGGUUUUGUGACAAUUGAUUUCAAUACGACGGUUUCCUUUUUCCAGAUUUUAUGGUAGCUGUAAGAUGAUGUAUAAACUGCAGUCUUGUAAUAUUGAAUUGGAGACAAGCAUGUUUCAGUGAUAAUGCGGGAAUAGAUAAUAUAAUUUCUUUUUUU
Glycine soja is the source of this 890-nucleotide messenger RNA. Its product is annotated as selenoprotein F-like. Bases 63 to 566 code for a protein of 167 amino acids. Gene Ontology annotation, molecular function: oxidoreductase activity. Lineage: Eukaryota; Viridiplantae; Streptophyta; Magnoliopsida; Fabales; Fabaceae. The transcript has 4 exons. The record is from RefSeq and is a predicted model, not a curated record. Gene Ontology annotation, cellular component: endoplasmic reticulum lumen.